Miscanthus lutarioriparius is the source of this 1734-nucleotide messenger RNA. The record is from the annotation of a GenBank genome assembly. NCBI's taxonomy places the organism in Eukaryota, Viridiplantae, Streptophyta, Magnoliopsida, Poales, Poaceae.
AUGGCCACCGCCAGCCUCGCGCUCUCGCUGCGCCUCGCGCCGUCGUCGCGGCCGCUGAGCGUCCGCCGCCGGGGGAACGCCGUCGUCACCUGCCGCGCCACCACCGCCACGUUCCACCAGCUCGACGCCGUCGCGGUGAGGGAGCAGGAGUCCAAGUUCCGGACGGCGGCGGCGGAGGGCUGCAACCUCCUACCGCUCACGAGGUGCAUCUUCUCCGAUCACCUCACGCCGGUGCUCGCGUACCGCUGCCUCGUCAAGGAGGACGACCGCGAGGCGCCCAGCUUCCUCUUCGAGUCCGUCGAGCAGGGCUCCGAGGGCACCAAUGUGGGGAGGUACAGCGUGGUCGGGGCGCAGCCUGCCAUGGAGAUCGUGGCCAAGGCUAACCAUGUGACAGUGAUGGACCAUGAGAUGAAGUCGAGGAGGGAGCACUUCGUGCCUGAUCCGAUGAAGAUCCCCAGGACCAUCAUGGAGCAGUGGAACCCGCACAUUACUGACGGUCUCCCUGAUGCAUUUUGUGGAGGAUGGGUUGGAUUCUUCUCAUAUGAUACAGUACGUUAUGUUGAAACAAAGAAGCUUCCUUUUAGUAAGGCACCGCAUGACGAUAGGAACCUUCCUGACAUUCAUUUAGGCCUCUAUAGUGAUGUCAUUGUGUUUGAUCAUGUUGAAAAGAAAACACAUGUUAUUCAUUGGGUGAGGACGGACUGCUAUCAUUCUAUUGAUAAAGCAUAUGAAGAUGGAACGAAUCGACUUGAAUCUUUGUUAUCAAGAUUACAUUGCCUCAAUGUCCCAACGCUUUCUUCUGGUUCUAUAAAACUUAGUGUUGGAAACAUUGGCUCAGUAAUGCAAAAUUCAACGAUGUCAAAAGAAGAAUAUAAAAAUAUUGUUGUCCAAGCUAAAGAACACAUCUUGGCUGGUGACAUUUUUCAAGUAGUUCUAAGCCAACGUUUUGAGAGACGGACAUUCGCCGACCCCUUUGAAAUCUAUCGUGCAUUGCGCAUCGUAAAUCCUAGUCCAUAUAUGGCCUAUCUACAGGCACGGGGUUGUAUUCUCGUGGCAUCAAGUCCUGAAAUUCUUACUCGGGUGCAAAAGAGGACAGUAGUCAAUCGACCGCUUGCUGGAACCAUAAGAAGAGGCAAAACAAAAGCAGAAGACAAAGUUUUAGAACAAUUGCUUUUGAGUGAUGAAAAGCAGUGUGCUGAACAUAUUAUGCUAGUAGAUCUUGGCCGAAAUGAUGUUGGAAAGGUGUCCAAACCAGGUUCAGUAAAGGUGGAGAAAUUGAUGAAUAUUGAACGAUAUUCUCAUGUCAUGCACAUCAGCUCUACUGUCACUGGGGAGCUACGUGAUGAUCUUACGUGUUGGGAUGCACUACGAGCUGCAUUGCCGGUUGGAACAGUUAGUGGCGCUCCAAAGGUGAGAGCAAUGGAGUUGAUUGAUCAGCUAGAAGUGAAUAUGCGUGGGCCGUAUAGUGGUGGUUUUGGAGGAAUUUCAUUUUGCGGUGACAUGGACAUUGCACUCGCUCUUCGCACUAUCGUAUUCCCCACAACAUCUCGGUUUGACACCAUGUACUCCUACACAGACAAAAAGUCACGGCAGGAGUGGGUCGCUCACCUCCAGGCCGGAGCUGGCAUAGUUGCUGAUAGCAAACCAGAUGACGAGCACCAAGAGUGCCUAAACAAGGCUGCAGGUGUUGCUCGUGCCAUUGACCUUGCCGAAUCUACAUUUCUAGAAGAGUAG